Colletotrichum karsti is the source of this 522-nucleotide messenger RNA. RefSeq names its product ring finger domain protein. The record is from RefSeq and is a predicted model, not a curated record. The coding region runs from base 1 to 522 and encodes 173 amino acids. The transcript has a single exon. NCBI's taxonomy places the organism in Eukaryota, Fungi, Ascomycota, Sordariomycetes, Glomerellales, Glomerellaceae. Gene Ontology annotation, biological process: mitochondrial translation. Gene Ontology annotation, molecular function: structural constituent of ribosome.
AUGUCUCUCCUCGCCUCCCUCAAGGGCCUCCGCCCAACCCUCCUCACAACUCCCCUCCUCACACCCUCAACAACAACAGCAACGACAACAACAACCGCCGUCCGCGCCUUCUCGACGACCCCCUCCAGCCCCGCCCGCAAGGUCAUCGCGACGACGCCGGACUACAUGAACAAGAUCCAGAACAUCAAGCAACAGCUCUUCGCGCGCGCCCCGCCGCCCCUGCGCAUGGCCCGCAACCGCCACCUCCGCCACUGGACCAUCCACCGCGCCUGGCUCCUCCUGCAGCGCCAGCAGCGCGAGGCCCGCGAGAAGGAGCUGUACCGCAUGCACCAGAGCAUGUGGAACGCGCACGAGGAGCUCCGCAAGACGGCCGGCCCGGGCACCAGGGACGAGGGCUGGCUGUACCGCGUCGCGCAGGAGAAGAAGGGCGUCUACGGGCCCAACGCCGUGCCCAUCGAGUACGCGCGCUACCAGACCGAGACGCCCGCCCGGGUCGCGUGGAACCACGACUGGAAGCCGUAA